Molecule: messenger RNA, 1971 nt
Organism: Cucumis melo (muskmelon)
Lineage: Eukaryota; Viridiplantae; Streptophyta; Magnoliopsida; Cucurbitales; Cucurbitaceae
Exons: 2
Coding region: 1-1971 (656 amino acids)
Source: RefSeq, a predicted model, not a curated record
AUGGCGGUUAAUUAUUUUAGUAACAGUUUGGGAUCCCAGGAGAUUGGCUAUAGAGAAUUAUCCCCAGUCAUUGAUGAUAUUGUUCAGUUUCAGUGGUCUGAGAAGUGUUGUCAGGCAUUACAGUUACCUAUUAGUAGAGAGGAAGUUAGGAGAGUCUUAUUCUCUAUGGAUAGUGGAAAGGCCCCCGGUCCUGAUGGAUUCUCUGCAGGUUUCUUUAAAGGUGCCUGGUCUGUGGUUGGGGAAGAUUUUUGUGAUGCGGAACUGGUGGGUGGAUAUCAUCUUAACUCUGGUAAGCCUCGUUGUACUUUGAAAGUUGAUCUUCAAAAAGCAUAUGACUCUGUUAAUUGGGAUUUUCUGUUUGGUUUGCUGAUUGCUAUUGGUACUCCGUUGAAGUUUGUUAGUUGGAUUAGGGCCUGUGUUACAUCCCCUAUGUUCUCUAUUAUGAUUAAUGGCUCGCUGGAGGGGUUUUUUCAUGGCAGGAAGGGUGUAAGACAAGGUGAUCCUUUAUCUACCUUUCUCUUUGUUAUGGUGAUGGAAGUUCUUUCUCGUAUGUUGAAUAAGAUCCCUCAGAGUUUUCAUUUUCACCAUUGUUGUGAGAAGGUUAAGUUAACCCAUCUAACCUUCGCUGAUGACCUUAUGAUUUUUUGUGCUGCUAAUGAGCCCUCUAUCAGAUUUAUCCGAGAAUGUCUUGAGAAGUUUGGUGAGCUUUCAGGUUUGUUCGCAAAUCCUAGGAAAAGCUCUAUUUUUGUUGCAGGAGUUAAUAAUGAGAAUGCUUCUCAUCUGGCUACUUGUAUGGGUUUUGUCCGUGGUAAUCUCUCUGUUCGUUAUCUUGGCCUUCCUCUUUUGGCGGGUCGAUUACGUUCUAAUGAUUAUGCUUCUCUGAUUCAGCGUAUCACUAGCAGGAUUCGUUCUUGGACCGCUCGAGUUCUUUCGUUUGCAGGUAGACUGCAGCUUGUUCAUUCUGUGCUUCGUAGUUUUCAAGUGUACUGGGCUAGUGUGUUUGUUCUUCCUGCGUAUGUGCACAAUGAGGUGGACAAGAUUCUCAGAUCUUAUCUUUGGAGGGGUAAGGAGGAAGGUAGAGGAGGUAUUAAGGUGGCUUGGGUGGAUGUGUGUCUUCCCUUUGAGGAGGGCGGUCUUGGUAUUCGAGAUGGCCCUUCUUGGAAUAUUGCGAGUACUUUGAAGAUCUUGUGGCUUAUGUUAACAAAUUCGGGGUCUCUUUGGGUGGCUUGGGUGGAAGCUUAUAUACUGAAAGGGAGGUCAUUGUGGGAUGUGGAUAGUAGAGUGGGUAAAUCUUGGUGUCUUCGGGCGAUCUUACGUAAGCGAGAGAAGCUGAAGCAUCUUGUAAGGAUGAAGGUGGGAAAUGGUAAUAGUUUUAGAGUUUGGCUUGAUCCGUGGUUGCCGGAGGGUGCCAUUUUGGAGCAGGUUGGGGAGAGAGUGAUGUAUGAUGCAGCUAGUCGGAGGAAGGCUAGACUCUCUGACUUUAUUGACCCAGAUGGAGAAUGGCUUUGGCCUCGAGUUUCUUUGGAAUUAAUUGACCUAUGGGAGAGGGUUCAGGAGGUCAGUCCGUGUCUUAGUGUUAGUGAUAGUUGGGUAUGGGUUCCUGGUCGUCGGGGUGGUUUCUCUAUUGCAAGUGCAUGGGAAGCUGUUCGUCCUAGGGGUGGUCGGGUUCUAUGGGAUGGUUUAUUGUGGGGUGGGGGAAAUAUCCAAAAACAUUUCUUCUGUGCGUGGUUGGCUAUUAAAGAUAGGUUGGGUACUAUAGAUAGAUUGCAUAGGUGGGAUAGUUCAGUUCCGAUGUUGUGCAUUCUAUGUCGGGGGGUGUGGAGUCUCGCGAUCACUUAUUCUUUUCGUGUUCGUUUGGGGGGGGGGAUGUUUGGUCUAGGGUUCUUCGGAUCAUGGGUUCCUCUCAUAGGAUUGGGCAUUGGAGGGUUGAGUUGUCUUGGAUUUGUCAUUAAGGUAUUGGGAAGGGUGUGA